This is a messenger RNA of Pan troglodytes (chimpanzee), 7336 nucleotides long. It is a transcript of the gene BUB1B, whose product is annotated as BUB1 mitotic checkpoint serine/threonine kinase B. Gene Ontology annotation, cellular component: nucleus. Lineage: Eukaryota; Metazoa; Chordata; Mammalia; Primates; Hominidae. The record is from RefSeq and is a predicted model, not a curated record. Gene Ontology annotation, biological process: mitotic spindle assembly checkpoint signaling; meiotic sister chromatid cohesion, centromeric. The transcript has 23 exons. Gene Ontology annotation, molecular function: protein kinase activity. The coding region runs from base 3847 to 6972 and encodes 1041 amino acids.
GUGGGCUUGAGGUGGCCGGUUUGUAAGGGAGUCGUGUGCGUGCCUUGGUCGCUUCUGUAGCUCCGAGGGCAGGUUGCGGAAGAAAGUCCAGGCGGUCUGUGGCCCAGAGGAAAGGCCUGCAGCAGGACGAGGACCUGAGCCAGGAAUGCAGGAUGGCGGCGGUGAAGAAGGAAGGGGGUGCUCUGAGAAUGCCGGAGGUGGAGGUGAAAACGCAGUGGACUGAGGGCACGUGCGAAUCCUGCCGCAUCCAGCUUCAAAGCGAAGAAGGCUGCGGGACCCCAGCGGAACAAAGAGUUUGGAAGUUGUAAUGUGGUCUGUUUGUAACUCAGCUCAGCCACCUGCUAGUUGUUUGACCUUGGGCAAAUCGUAUGUAUGGAAAAUGCUGAUGUUAAUACUGCCUUACGUGGUUCUGGGGGAAUUCAAAGUAUUUGUUAAGUAACUGCUUCCAAAUAAGCGCUCAACAAAUGGCAGGUGCUAUGCCAAUAGCACAGAGAUCUAAAAGCCUUUAGCCAAUAUCAUAGAGAUCUAAAUUAUGCCAAUAACAUAGAGAUCUAAAAGCCUUUCUCUGCAUGUUUGCGGCUUUUCCUUGUAUUAAAAAAAACUAUAUUGCAGUUCUAGGUUGGAAAUCUGUAUGUGUUUUCACUGUGGUGCCCGCAAUACCUAAAUAAGUGCUAUGUCAUGGGCUCUUUCAUUCAUGUAACAAGUAUUUUUUUGGCUAAGCUCUGAGUGCAGCAAAUAUACAGACACAAAAAUCUCAACCCUCAUGAAGCUUAAGUUCUGGGAUGGGAUGAAGAUGGGGGAGUCAGACAAUAAAGACAAACUGUUAGGUGGAGAUGUGGUCAGUACUAAAAAAAAUAAAGCAAGUGGGUGUAGUGAAUAUUGGGGGUGGGGAUUGGUGCAAUUUUAGCUUAAACACUAGAGCCUCACUGAGGAGAUGUUAUUUUGGUCAAGACUUGAAGGAAUCUCAAAAGCUAGAGGUUCUAUAUCUGAGGGGAGUACAAAGGCUGAGGGUGAGAGCUGGGGGAGGAAGUUGCACCUGGCAUGUCCAAGGCCAUUGUCACUGGAGCAGAAUUAACUAGAAGAGUAAAAGGAUAUUAUGUAAAAAUGGUGAAGAUGCAGAUUGUAAGGACUUAGCUUUUACUCUAGUUGUAAUCAAAAGUCAUUGGAAGGUUUUGAGCAAAGGAAAGACAUAAUCUGACUUGGGUUUAAAUGGGGUCACUUUGGCUGUAGUGUUGAAUACACUAAAGGCAGAAAGGAUGGAAGCAAGGGACACCAGUUAAGAGGUUAUUGAAAUAAUUCAGCUCAAAAGUGAGUUGAGCCAGGUGGAAAACAGUGGAGAUGAUGAUAAGUGGUUGAUUUCUGUAUAUAUUUUGCAGGUAGAACCAGUAGGACUUGCUGACUGACUGAGGGAUAUGAGAAGGGCAUCAAAGUUGGCACUAAGAUUUUUGGCUUGGGUAACUGAAGAAUGGGAUUGCCAUUUAUUUGAGAAAGAGGAAGACUGUGGGAGGAGCAGGUCUGGGAGGAAGUGGGGGCAGUCUUAGCUCAAUUUGGGAUAUUUAACUGAGAUAGUGUAAUUCACUAUUUUUAAGAGCAAGAGAAGAAAGUUCAGAUGAAUUCAACAAACAGGGCAUAAUAGUGUUAUAUCUUGUAUUAGAUCAUGGACAUACAAAAAUAAAUGGCAUAGCCCUUACCUUUACAGAGUUCACACAAUAUAGAGCAGGUCCUGGUAUAACAUCGUUUCGUUAUAAUGUUGAUGAGAAAAAAAAUCAAUUCAUUGCGGGGCUGCUGUGUAUGUGGAGUUUUCAUGUUUUCCGCAUGUCUGCAUGGGUUUCCUUAGGUACUCCAGUUUCCUUCUACAUCCCAAAGAUGUGCCUGUUAAUUGGCGUGUCUAAAUGAUCCCAGUCUGAAUGGGUGUGAAUGUGAGUGCUCCCUGUGAUGGAGUGGUGUCCUGUCCAGGGUUGGUUCCUCUCUGAGUUGCUGAGAUGGGCUCUGGCCACCCUCAACCCCGAACUAGAAUAAGUGAGUUGGAAAAUGAAUGAAGGAAUGAAUACAAAUUACUGUAAAAUAAAAAUCUGUAAAGGCUGGGAGCAGUGGCUCACACCUGUAAUCCCAGCACUUCGGGAGGCUGAGGCAACAGGAUUGCUUGAGCUCAGCGGUUCAAGACCAGCCUGGGCAACAUAGUAAGACCUGUCUCUAUUUAAAAAGUUUAUAUAAAGUGUGUAUGAUAAUCAUACAAAUGCAUGACAAUAAACAAUGCCUUAUGAAAGUGCCCAGCAUGCCCACUAUAAUGUUACUAUUUGUUUUUUGAACUUUGUGGUGGUAGGAGGUACUUCUUGAAAUUUUCACUCUCAAACAUUUAUUCCUUGAGUUAACCCACCAACACUAUGACUGCAGUCAUUCACUGAUUCGCCAACAAUAGGGUAAAUGAUUAUUUUUUGUUUUCAUUAAUUGUUCUUAAGUGUAUGGAUAGCUCACAUUUAUUUCAAUAUUUAGUAUUAAAAAUGUUUGUUUCGAGUCUUUAUUCAGAAGUUUGGUGACGUUUUUGUGACCAGAAAUAUGCCAUAGGAACUUAACUUUUGUUUAUGUCCAUCAGCCUGUGGUAAAAUUAGUUUUGUUACAUGUCAUUUUGAUUAAAGUCAUAGUUUCCAAGAAGCUGUCUCUAACGAGUUUUCAGAGCUCAUCUAGACUGAAGUCCCAUAUAACUUUCACUCUAUUUCAAAGAUAAGUGCCAAUGUGUCUCUCUUUUUGUUUUAAGUCCAGAGGUAAUGUCUCUUAGAAGUAGUCUUCUAUCUAACCGUUGCAGGGCUCUGAAUUGCAGAAUACGUAAUGGGAAUUACCUCCAAAACGUUUUGGGGGUUUUCUCAGUAGGCUUGGUAGAAUUGGGUGUGAGGAUGCAGGGAAUUGUGACUAGUAAACUGUGUUUGUUUGCUUCUGCUUUUAGCUACUUAUAUGUACAAACUUCAGUUUUGAAUCAUCAUUGAAACAUGGGACAUUAGUCUCACCCACACUUUGCUAAUUUUAAUGUUUUUUUUUUGAGACAGGGUCUUGCUCUGUUGCCCAGGCUGCAGUGCAGUGGUGUGAUCAUGGCUCACUGCAGCUUCGACCUCCUGAACCCAAGCAAUGCUCCCACCUCAGUCUUCUAAGUAGCCACGACCACGGGCGUGUACCACCACGCCUGGCUAAUUUUUCACUUUUUGUAGAGAUGGGGGUCUUCCUAUGUUGCCCAGGGUGGUGUUGAACUCCUGGGCUCAAGCACUUCUCCUGCCUCAGCCUCCCAAAGUGGUAGGAUUACAGGCAUGAGCUACCGCAUCCGGCACUAAUUUUAAAUUAAACUAGAUGAUGCAUUCAAUGGUAGGCAUAGAAUUACUUGUUGCCUUUUUGUCUACUUUGCCAAAUUUAUAACACUUUUGUUCCCUUCUUUUCUUUCUGCCUUAAGCCCUAUUCAUUUUUCUUUUUCUUUUUUUUUAAAGAAAGAGGCAGGGUCUUGCUAUGUUGCCCAGGCUGGUAUCAAACUCCUGGCUCAAGAAAUCCUCCCACUUCGGCCUCACAAAGUGGUGGGAUUACAGGUGUGAGCCACUGCACAUGGCCAUGCCCUAUUCUUAUAGUACUGUCUACGAUAUCCUUGCCAAGUUGUCUUCCAUCAGGCAAUACUGUAGCCAUAAACUUGAAAAACAGCUAACAAAGAAGCUUAGGCAUAUAAUAAUAAUAAUAAUUCUGUGUCAGUCCACUAUAUUCAACCCAAGACCAUGAAUAAUCACCUUUCGGAAGACAUUUACAAUAAUCUAGUGCUAUAAUAGUCAAUGUUGGUAUGAGAUUUACAUUUGUUUCCUUCUUCACAGUGAAGCCAUGUCCCUGGAGGGAGAUGAAUGGGAACUGAGUAAAGAAAAUGUACAACCUUUAAGGCAAGGGCGGAUCAUGUCCACGCUUCAGGGAGCACUGGCACAGGAAUCUGCCUGUAACAAUACUCUUCAGCAGCAGAAACGGGCAUUUGAAUAUGAAAUUCGAUUUUACACUGGAAAUGACCCUCUGGAUGUUUGGGAUAGGUAUAUCAGCUGGACAGAGCAGAACUAUCCUCAAGGUGGGAAGGAGAGUAAUAUGUCAACGUUAUUAGAAAGAGCUGUAGAAGCACUACAAGGAGAAAAACGAUAUUAUAGUGAUCCUCGAUUUCUCAAUCUCUGGCUUAAAUUAGGGCGUUUAUGCAAUGAGCCUUUGGAUAUGUACAGUUACUUGCACAACCAAGGGAUUGGUGUUUCACUUGCUCAGUUCUAUAUCUCAUGGGCAGAAGAAUAUGAAGCUAGAGAAAACUUUAGGAAAGCAGAUGCGAUAUUUCAGGAAGGGAUUCAACAGAAGGCUGAACCACUAGAAAGACUACAGUCCCAGCACCGACAAUUCCAAGCUCGAGUGUCUCGGCAAACUCUGUUGGCACUUGAGAAAGAAGAAGAGGAGGAAGUUUUUGAGUCUUCUGUACCACAACGAAGCACACUAGCUGAACUAAAGAGCAAAGGGAAAAAGACAGCAAGAGCUCCAAUCAUCCGUGUAGGAGGUGCUCUCAAGGCUCCAAGCCAGAACAGAGGACUCCAAAAUCCAUUUCCUCAACAGAUGCAAAGUAAUAGUAGAAUUACUGUUUUUGAUGAAAAUGCUGAUGAGGCUUCUACAGCAGAGUUGUCUAAGCCUACAGUCCAGCCAUGGAUAGCACCCCCCAUGCCCAGGGCCAAAGAGAAUGAGCUGCAAGCAGGCCCUUGGAACACAGGCAGGUCCUUGGAACACAGGCCUCGUGGCAAUACAGCUUCACUGAUAGCUGUACCCGCUGUGCUUCCCAGUUUCACUCCAUAUGUGGAAGAGACUGCACAACAGCCAGUUAUGACACCAUGUAAAAUUGAACCUAGUAUAAACCACAUCCUAAGCACCAGAAAGCCUGGAAAGAAAGAAGGAGAUCCUCUACAAAGGGUUCAGAGCCAUCAGCAAGCGUCUGAGGAGAAGAAAGAGAAGAUGAUGUAUUGUAAGGAGAAGAUUUAUGCAGGAGUAGGGGAAUUCUCCUUUGAAGAAAUUCGGGCUGAAGUUUUCCGGAAGAAAUUAAAAGAGCAAAGGGAAGCCGAGCUAUUGACCAGUGCAGAGAAGAGAGCAGAAAUGCAGAAACAGAUUGAAGAGAUGGAGAAGAAGCUAAAAGAAAUCCAGACUACUCAGCAAGAAAGAACAGGUGAUCAGCAAGAAGAGACGAUGCCUACAAAGGAGACAACUAAACUGCAAAUUGCUUCCGAGUCUCAGAAAAUACCAGGAAUGACUCUAUCCAGUUCUGUUUGCCAAGUAAACUGUUGUGCCAGAGAAACUUCACUUGCGGAGAACAUUUGGCAGGAACAACCUCAUUCUAAAGUCUCUCUUUCUCUAGGUCCCAGUGUACCUUUCUCCAUUUUUGAUGAGUUUCUUCUUUCAGAAAAGAAGAAUAAAAGUCCUCCUGCAGAUCCCCCACGAGUUUUAGCUCAACGAAGACCCCUUGCAGUUCUCAAAACCUCAGAAAGCAUCACCUCAAAUGAAGAUGUGUCUCCAGAUGUUUGUGAUGAAUUUACAGGAAUUGAACCCUUGAGCGAGGAUGCCAUUAUCACAGGCUUCAGAAAUGUAACAAUUUGUCCUAACCCAGAAGACACUUGUGACUUUGCCAGAGCAGCUCGUUUUGUAUCCACUCCUUUUCAUGAGAUAAUGUCCUUGAAGGAUCUCCCUUCUGAUCCUGAGAGACUGUUACCGGAAGAGGAUCUAGAUGUAAAGACCUCUGAGGACCAGCAGACAGCUUGUGGCACUAUCUACAGUCAGACUCUCAGCAUCAAGAAGCUGAGCCCAAUUAUUGAAGACAGUCGUGAAGCCACACACUCCUCUGGCUUCUCUGGUUCUUCUGCCUCGGUUGCAAGCACCUCCUCCAUCAAAUGUCUUCAAAUUCCUGAGAAACUAGAACUUACUAAUGAGACUUCAGAAAACCCUACUCAGUCACCAUGGUGUUCACAGUAUCGCAGACAGCUACUGAAGUCCCUACCAGAGUUAAGUGCCUCUGCAGAGUUGUGUAUAGAAGACAGACCAAUGCCUAAGUUGGAAAUUGAGAAGGAAAUUGAAUUAGGUAAUGAGGAUUACUGCAUUAAACGAGAAUACCUAAUAUGUGAAGAUUACAAGUUAUUCUGGGUGGCGCCAAGAAACUCUGCAGAAUUAACAGUAAUAAAGGUAUCUUCUCAACCUGUCCCAUGGGACUUUUAUAUCAACCUCAAGUUAAAGGAACGUUUAAAUGAAGAUUUUGAUCAUUUUUGCAGCUGUUAUCAAUAUCAAGAUGGCUGUAUUGUUUGGCACCAAUAUAUAAACUGCUUCACCCUUCAGGAUCUUCUCCAACACAGUGAAUAUAUUACCCAUGAAAUAACAGUGUUGAUUAUUUAUAACCUUUUGACAAUAGUGGAGAUGCUACACAAAGCAGAAAUAGUCCAUGGUGACUUGAGUCCAAGGUGUCUGAUUCUCAGAAACAGAAUCCACGAUCCCUAUGAUUGUAACAAGAACAAUCAAGCUUUGAAGAUAGUGGACUUUUCCUACAGUGUUGACCUUAGGGUGCAGCUGGAUGUUUUUACCCUCAGCGGCUUUCGGACUGUACAGAUCCUGGAAGGACAAAAGAUCCUGGCUAACUGUUCUUCUCCCUACCAGGUAGACCUGUUUGGUAUAGCAGAUUUAGCGCAUUUACUAUUGUUCAAGGAACACCUACAGGUCUUCUGGGAUGGGUCCUUCUGGAAACUUAGCCAAAAUAUUUCUGAGCUAAAAGAUGGUGAAUUGUGGAAUAAAUUCUUUGUGCGGAUUCUGAAUGCCAAUGAUGAGGCCACAGUGUCUGUUCUUGGGGAGCUUGCAGCAGAAAUGAAUGGGGUUUUUGACACUACAUUCCAAAGUCACCUGAACAAAGCCUUAUGGAAGGUAGGGAAGUUAACUAGUCCUGGGGCUUUGCUCUUUCAGUGAGCUAGGCAAUCAAGUCUCACAGAUUGCUGCCUCAGAGCAAUGGUUGUAUUGUGGAACACUGAAACUGUAUCUGCUGUAAUUUAAUUUAGGACACAUUUAGAUGCACUACCGUUGCUGUUCUACUUUUUGGUACAGGUAUAUUUCGACGUCACUGACAUUUUUUAUACAGUGAUAUACUUACUCAUGGCCUUGUCUAACUUUUGUGAAGAACUAUUUUAUUCUAAACAGACUCAUUACAAAUGGUUACCUUGUUAUUUAACCCAUUUGUCUCUACUUUUCCCUGUACUUUUCCCAUUUGUAAUUUGUAAAAUGUUCUCUUAUGAUCACCAUGUAUUUUGUAAAUAAUAAAAUAGUAUCUGUUAAA